AUGAUGUAAGAGGACGAUUUUUCCGUGAGACUUUAAUAAAAGUCUAAGAGAGGGCGUUUUAAAAUUCAGUAAUUUGUUGGUAAUUCGAACUAAUUUACGAAUUUAAAUUCGCUCAAUGAUCCGGUAAACUGUCAGAGUAGGAGAAAAUACGCAUCAUUCCAGUUUUUUUUUUCCUGAAUUGGAUGCCAUUUGUAAACACGCGUUCAGUCUUCAACAGUUUGCUUAUAUGAGCGUCCAGGAGGAAUUAUCCCACCCACUGUAAACAGGAGCGUGUAGGAGAUGAUAGUGAGAUUCUAUUGCUGGACAUGAGUAUAGACAACUUGUUGAGAAUGAGACUUUUUUGCAGUGUGUGGCAGUGAAAUGAUCUUUAGACAGAAGUUAAAGAAAAAAAAAGUGUACCAGCCAGUGAAAGCCUGUGGUGUUUGAGCGGCUGCUGAGAUGUUUUGAUGAGGGUUGCGUUGCUUUCUGCCGUCGCUUCUUAUACUUCGGCAUCGUUCAGCAUUCGGGGUGAAAGAGCGAUCCUCCUGCUGCUGUAAAAAAAAAUGUUUGGCGGCUUGCCAAGCCGUGGAACAAGUGCGCCUCCCUUCCCUGCUGUUUAGCGUAUUCAUAGUUAGGGGUUUGGGCUCGGCUGUUUUUAAAAAGGCAAGGCAGCUCUCAAGUUGAUCAGUCUGCUCAGGAAACCUCUGGUGGAGAAAGUACUGGAGUCCAAGCUGAGGGGGAGAGAAGUUGAGCUUUUAUGCAAAGAAUUGUUUUGAUCUUGCAGAGGACAAUACAUCGGGGAAAAAAACAGCACACAUAUUUUAAAUUGGUCAUUUUAACUCUUUUUGCACGGUGCACAUCUCAAAGCCUGUAAUUCAUGCUUUUUUUAAAAAAAAAAAAAUAGAUAGUAACACUCUUGGAUAAAGACUCUUGGCUUUAGCUUUAAAAAUCGGAUUAUCUGACUGCAUUGUUCAUUAGACCAGUCUACUUUUCCCCCUCCUCUUCGCAUUUGAGGUUUAUGCUAUUACUGAAGAGAACACCAACAAUGAUUCUGAGUUUUUGCCUCUUGGUGACAUUUAUCUUGGGGCUGUCCGGAUGCUUGGGCUCAUACGUGCCGUGCGAGCCUUGUGACCAGAAAGCGCUGUCCAUGUGCCCUCCGGUCCCGGUCGGUUGCCAGUUGGUCAAGGAGCCGGGCUGCGGCUGCUGCCUAACGUGCGCCCUGUCCGAGGGGCAGGCGUGCGGCGUUUACACCGGGACGUGCACCCAGGGCCUCCGCUGCCUGCCGAGGAGCGGGGAGGAGAAACCCCUGCACGCCCUUCUCCACGGCAGGGGAGUGUGCACCAACGAGAAAGGAUACAAACCUGUUCAUACGCCCAUAGAUCGUGAGUCUCGAGAACAUGAGGACACCAUGACGACAGAGAUUACGGAGGAGCUGCAGCCAGCUAAAGUGCCACUUCUUCCUAAAGACAUUGUGAACAGUAAAAAAGUCCACGCACUGCGCAAGGAGCAAAAGAGGAAGCUGGGCAAGCAGCGCUCCAUGGGCUCCCCCAUGGACUACUCCCCUCUGCCCAUUGACAAGCAUGAGCCUGAAUUUGGUCCAUGCAGGAGAAAACUGGAUGGGAUCAUUCAGGGGAUGAAGGACACUUCUCGUGUAAUGGCUCUGUCUUUGUACCUUCCCAACUGUGACAGGAAAGGAUUCUUCAAGCGCAAGCAGUGUAAGCCAUCUCGCGGCCGGAAACGAGGCAUCUGCUGGUGCGUGGACAAGUAUGGCAUUCAGCUCCCUGGCACAGACUACAGCGGAGGGGAUAUUCAGUGUAAAGACCUGGAGAGCAGCAACAACGAGUGAAAAGGGGAGGACCACCCUCAACCCCUGCCCCUCCCCCCAAACCCCUAACCACCACGUGACCCAGGGCCCACACCUCCUCUCUGAAUCACACCUGUAUGCUCUGCCCUCCAUUCACUUCAAGAUUUCAGUUUUUUCAAAUUGAAAAAAGGAAGAAAAAAAACCCAAAUGAAAGAACAGGCUGAAAGAAAGACAUCUGUCAUUUUUUUCUUUUCUUUUCUGUUGUUGACCAAGCACUCAUCUUUGAAUGAGGGCAAAAGUCCCACAAGAUAUACUAGAUCCCUUGACUAUUGCUCAUGGGAGCCCUUGUAUGAGCAGGGUCCCCUGAUUGCAGAUCCAUGAAAAUAUAUGCACACAAUGGAUAUAUUUUUUAUAGAAACUGGGGGUUUCAACACUUUGUAUGAUGUAAAAUUAACACAAUUAUUUUGAAGAAAGAAAAGCAUCAGACACAUUGAAAACAAAUCAGUUCUAGGCUGUGGAACAUGAUGCUACUUUGGAGCUGACAAUUGGCUAUUGAGUAAUUUGGUUUUUUUGUCUGUUUUCCAAAAGAAAAAAAAAGAAACAAGAGAUAGGGAUACGCUGUAACAGUUGACUCUAUCUGGAUAUGUGGUUCUGUCAGAGCACUUAUGAAUAGGGGAACCUGCUUAGAUACGUGUAACUUCACAAAAUGACGCAUGCAUGAAUGUGUGUAUGUAUGUAUACAGUGCGAGUGAGUGGUAUGUAUCAGCCUAUGUUGGUGUAUGACGGAGUGAGCCUAUUACAAAAAAAGAAUGUUUUUUUCUUUCUCUUUCAUUUGACUUUGUCACAACAAGUUUUGCUAGUGCUUGAAGUGGUCUUGGGGCUGGCCUUCUCUUUAUUGUAAAGUAUGUCUCGGGACACGGAGCAUUUCAUAAAAACAAAAGAGUGAGCAGAUCAUCACAGAUGAACCUUUGUAAGUGGCUCUUCGACAAUGUAGCUAGCCUGAUAUGCCAACUGUGCCUAUUUGAACAGACAAUGCCAUGCAGGGCAACACUUAGAGAGCGCUGGCUCUACUGGUGAAAUAAAAGAUUUUCAGCUCAAGUGAUGGGACUCAAGUUUGACCAAUUUAUCGAGUUCAGUGCAUGAUCAAACUUGCCAGUCAGGCCGGUUGCUUCUCUGAUUCAGUUGUGUGAAGUGUAGUUUUGUAUGGUUUUGUUUGUGCUGUUUUCUUUGCCUUCAGUGAAGUACAGACCGCCCACUUUUGAGCCAUGUUCCUUUACCAAGUGGUUUCCCCUCAGUACUGCUACUACAGUGUAACCAUGGUGUAUUACAUUACUUUUAAAUAUAGUUAUUGAAUGUUGUUUUUCCUGUAGAAACAAAGUAUGACAACAAUGUAAUUGUGCUUGGAAAAAAAGAUUUUAGCCUGUAAAGAAUUUGAAUAGGUCCUUGUAGCCUGUCAGGAGAAUGACCUAGAGUCAUUUGACCACAGGACAGUCAAAGAAGCUAACCCUCUGGAACUCUUCUGCUUUCAUGCCUCCACACAAAGGUUAUCUACCUAGGGGAGGGGAGCAUAAUGAAAACAAAAAUGUUACAGGUUAUAACAGGGUCAUUUAAGUAGAGUUGUUCUCUCUGUGUGCAAGUCACAGUGCCUUCCUACAUGCAAAUACAUUAAGUAGUGACGUGAAAGUGACAUGGAUAUCAUAUGGGGCAAUUUCCUUUUUCAGACUGCCCUGCCAGGACUGAUACUUGAUACAAGUAAUAAAGAGGUAUAGGUUUAGUUCUGAUUAAGAGAAGAACAAUGAAUGUGGUAGGUCCCGUAAAUGGUGUCAGCAACACAUUGCAAAUCCAUUUGUAAUCUCUGCCUGUACCUUGGGGCAAUUCUGGACAAGAAUGUUGUGUGAGGAAUCGCUGUGUAACCGCAGACAGUUAAACCUCCCUCUUUCUUUGACAACCAAUAAGCUAGAAUUCUUGCUUUUUCAUGUGAAUGCCAAUGUAUAUGAUUGCCAGAGAGGGGAAGCCAAAGGAGGUAAAUAAACCCUUUCCUUUGCUGCAACAAAAUGGAAAUGAUAUAUGCAUCCUGAAUGGCUUCUAGUUGUGAAUAUAUUAUCAAGGGUCCUUGCCCCUCUUCCAACACCAAAUCCCCACUACCACUUCGAAAAAAAAAAGCAGCUUGCACUUAUUUCAGUUACUCACUAUUGAUAUUGACACACAACGACGUCCUAAGAUGUGGUAUCAUGAAGUUAGUGGAACAAAUUUAAAAAAAAAAAAACAGCCACAAAAGCUAAAUGUUGUGUUAUCUUGUGCUUACCUUGUAAAGGUGGUGCUUUGAGGUUAAUAUUUGUUGACAGGGGCUGUGCAGCCCAUGCCUGGGACCUCCAAUACAGAAACAUCUUUUAGGUAAAAAUAGAUUAAAGGUAAGACACAGCUAGAGAUGUUCUCAUGGCCUAUUGCGCAGAGAUGGGAGGUGAAAGAGAGGAGGAAAAGAGAUGGAAGAGAGAGGGAAGAGGAAGAGCGAGCGCCAUGGGCAGUGGUCAUAAUCAGGGCCUAGCCACUUCCCCGAUACGGGGUCACCAACUGCAUGAUAUUAGAUACAGUUAGCAAGACAGUGAUCAGGAGUCAGUGAAACCUGGGGAAUGCAAUACUGCAACCAGGGGUAGAGUACAAAACAAUGAAAUAUCUGAUAUUGGAUGUCUGGAUCAGUCAGUAGUGUGAAUACUUAAAUGUUCCAGAAGUUUGUUUCUUUUGUUUGGAUUGCAGGUUGAGGUUCAGGAUUUUUUUUUUUUUAAAAAAAAGGUCUUUCCUUUAUUGUGUCAGCAGCUCCCUGUUUCCCCACACCUGUUUGCAAGUAAUGACUUCCUCAGGUUUUUCAUCUCCUACUUGGUUUAUAUUCACAUUUCAUCCUUCAGUAGUACAGUAAUUACAGUACAGCUUUUUCCUGAAUACAUAACACUUUUUGGAUGUAAUGAGACAACACAAUUGGUUUUCAUAAUUUGGUGUUCACUGGCUUGUGAAAGAGACCCAUCGGUGGCAGGAGGAUAGUGGGAAAUAAAAUGGUCAGUAUUUGGAACUACAUAAGACAAAUAAUAAAAAAAAAAAGACAAAAAAUCUCAAAUUAUUAAAGUGAAUAUCACUGUGUAAUAUUUAUUCAACUUGUAAUUUAUGUACUCUUUUAACCUUUGUCUUUUUUGUUAUGACAAAGCAUUUAUUUAAAUAAAGUUAUGUAUUCAUUUAA
Molecule: messenger RNA, 5012 nt
Organism: Lates calcarifer (barramundi perch)
Lineage: Eukaryota; Metazoa; Chordata; Actinopteri; Centropomidae
Gene: igfbp5b
Product: insulin-like growth factor binding protein 5b
Exons: 4
Coding region: 998-1825 (275 amino acids)
Biological process (GO): regulation of insulin-like growth factor receptor signaling pathway
Cellular component (GO): extracellular region
Molecular function (GO): fibronectin binding; insulin-like growth factor II binding; insulin-like growth factor I binding
Source: RefSeq, a predicted model, not a curated record